Hirundo rustica (Barn swallow) is the source of this 1900-nucleotide messenger RNA. RefSeq names its product alkB homolog 2, alpha-ketoglutarate dependent dioxygenase (gene ALKBH2). Gene Ontology annotation, biological process: DNA repair. The transcript has 3 exons. The record is from RefSeq and is a predicted model, not a curated record. NCBI's taxonomy places the organism in Eukaryota, Metazoa, Chordata, Aves, Passeriformes, Hirundinidae. Bases 59 to 817 code for a protein of 252 amino acids.
CCCGCGGGAUCGCGCCUCCCGCUCCCCCGGGCAUCGCCCCGCGGUCCCGGGUGCGCCCAUGGACGGGUUCGUGGUUAAACUGCCCCGCGGGCAGGCGGGGGACGGCGGCGGGAAGAGGCCCCGGCUGGAGGAGCCCGGCCCGGGGCGGCCGCCGCCGCGGGAGAUCCGCGCCGAGGGGCUCAGCUGCGAUUACCGCAUCCUCUUCGGCAAGGCCGAGGCGGACGAGAUCUUUCAGGAGCUGGAGAAGGAGGUGGAGUAUUUCGAAGAUGACUUGACAAAACUGCACGUAUUUGGCACGUGGCACAAGAUUCCCAGGAAGAAGGUCACCUACGGAGACCCUGGCUUGUCCUACACUUACUCAGGGGUCACAUUCCACCCUAAGCCGUGGAUCCCGGUGCUGACCCGGAUCCGGGAGCGCGUCACCUCGGAGACAGGGCACACCUUUAACUUCGUCCUUAUCAACAGGUACAAAGACGGCCUGGAUCACAUCGGCGAGCACCGGGACGACGAGAAGGAGCUGGUUCCCCGCAGCCCCAUCGCCUCCGUGUCCUUCGGAGCCUGCCGGGAUUUCGUCUUCCGGCACCGGGAUCACCGGGGGAAGGGAGGGAUGCCGGGCACGGGCAGGAUCACCCUGCAGCUGGCCCACGGCAGCCUGCUCCUCAUGAAGCACCCCACCAACGUGUACUGGUACCACAGCCUGCCCCCGCGCAGGAGGGUGCUGGCUCCCAGGAUCAACCUUACCUUCAGGAAAAUCCUGCCCAGCGCCACCAGGCAGGGAAGCGUUCAGCCAUCGGGGCCUUCGGGCUCUGAAAAGUGAAGUUUUGGUCCCUGCUGGAACUGUGUGGAUUCCCCCUGUGGUGAUCCAAGGAGCAAAUAAAUAGGCACUAGAAAUAGGUAAUUCUGCUGCUAAAGACUUUGGGCGCUGAUCUCAGGGGCAAGGUUUGUUGCUGUGGUCCUGCUGAUCCCUAUUUUUGCUGGUUGCUACCCUUGUUUUGCUGGGGAAGAAGUUUGUUCUCAGCUGAUCUUUGUCUAAGCAGCCUUCCAAGAAGAUGAAAAUGCUGCAUGGCCUGGAGGCAGCAGUUCAUGAACACUGUGAGCCACAAGCUGGUGGGUGAAGCUUUCUGGCAACGAGCUCUGGUUUGCUUGGGGUUUUUUUAAUUAAAAUAAAGCAAAAAUGAGCCUGAGGUGGAGAAGGGGAGUGCUGAGGUGUGAGGACAGGGAGUGCAGUGUGCCUGGAUGGGUGUUUGAGUUGCUGUGACUCCUGUCUGUCUGAAUUCCUCUGCUCCAGGAUGAGGCUGCUCUUUGCAGGAGGAAGCACAAGAUUUUUCCUCGCUCAGAUCCUUUGUACAAAAAACAGGCAGCAAAAAAUGCCCCUGUGGGGAAGAGCUGGGUUGUCCCAUUUCCACUGGAAGGCUGUCACUCUGGGAGUGUGUUUUCCUAAGUAAUUAUCCCUAGGGAUCCCAUCCUGACUCCCUGAAAGCCAUCACCUUCCACGCCCGCAGGAAAUCCUGCUGAAAACGAGGGAAUUCUGGCCAGUCCCCAAGAGAUCUUGAGGCAUCAGAAGUGGCAAGUCCUGGGUGAGAAUGGGAACCAAAUCCUGUGUAACCUGGCUGCAGCCACUGGAAUUCGUGCUGGGCUCUGGCCUUCAGUGGUGGCUCCGUUAUUCCUAUGGAAUUAAGGCCUGUGCAGACAAUUGGGAGUUGGUACUUCCCACCCUCUGCCACUCUGAGAUGCUCUGUGGAGCUCCUGCAGAAAAUCCUUUAUCCAGGGCUUGUGAAGUGUUGUUUCAACCCCUUUGGCUCCCAGCUUGGUGUUUGUUUCAAGACAUCCCCACGCUGAUUUUUUUUCUACCAAGUUUGUUCUUUUAUUGCUACUGUACAGUUACAAAAAUACCCUGAAU